AUGGAUUUUACAGCUGUAGCUAUCCUGAUUGUGAAACUUGUAACCCUGUCCGUGGUGAUAUACGCAGGUUACAUCCUGAGCAUAGUCGUGAUUAUUCCUUACCAGAAGAGAAAGUACUAUUCGCAGUUUAAAAAUGUCUGUGUGAGUAAGAACUUUAACCCUCCGAUGCACGAUCUGAGCCUAAUGGAGGAAAAACAUAAGCAGAACAAACACAAAUGGAGUUUUUACUUGGACUAUAUCGAAGAGGGAAAGGAUAUCCAUCUAUCUCAUUUCGGAUACAAGAGGAUUUUUGAUCUAAUGUCUCAAAGGGCUUUUGAGGACUUCGACAAUCAAAUCCCUUCGAAAAUUGACAAGUUUACCGAUCUCCAGGAAUUAUCGUUUGCAAAGACUUUCUUUGGAGCCCUACAACAUUCCCCAACUAAUAAGGACUGGGAAAAGAGGAGAGCAGUUUUUACCAAGGCUAUCGGACUAAACUUUUCAUCAAGAUACAUCAGUCUCAUGAUUGAGAACUGUAAAAAGAUGAUGGAUACCUGGGACGAAGGUACUGAAAUCGACUUCAUUCCAGAGAUGUACAAAUUGACCUUGAUUGUCAUCUCAUCCAUUCUUCUUGGAAGAGACUUUGAUGAAAAGAUCAGAAUGAUGAAUUAUACCCAUCUUAACGGAGAAGUAGAGGUCAUAACUUUGUAUAAGUUCUUCCCGCAACUAGGGAAAGAUCUCAUGGCCGCCUUGGAGAUGCCAUUAAAUCUUUUGUUCCCGACUCUGAUUAGGAAUAAUAUUGGUAAUGUUAACAAAACCAAUAUGAAAAAUAUCCAAGAAUGGAGAGCAACCUUCCAUGAUUUCCUUGCUGUUACUACAGAUGAAGAAUCUUGUUACAAAGUUAUCCUCAGAGACCACCCUGAAUACAACAAGGAAGAUCUGUUCAAUGACUUGCAAGGAUUCUUGUUCGAUGGAUAUGAGACUCUUGCAGAGACAUUCUGAACUACUAUCUACUUUUUAAAUAAAAAGCCAGAGCUAUAUACAAAGGUUAUGGAUGAGCUCAAGCAAGAAGACCUUGGCCCACAGGAGAAUCUAGAUAAGGUUAUCACCCAUGAGAAGGUGAGGGACCUCAGUUACCUUACGAUGACUAUAAAGGAGUCUUUAAGAAUUGACCCUCCUCUCGCUAGGUCAAUGCAUUUCUAUGCUAAGGAAGAUAUAAAAAUUGCCGGGGUGCCCUUACCCAAAGGAUCUGUGAUGUCAAUGUGCUUUAUAGCUAGACAUUACGAUCCUACUAUCUGGCAUAAGCCUCAUGAAUAUAUUCCAGAAAGAUUUGAUCCGGAAAGCGAAUACUAUUACAUGCCGGGGACAGAAAAGAAAGCGAGAAAGCCACUCUCUUUUGUAGCUUUUUCAAAUGCUAUUAGGAAGUGUCCAGCCCCUACCUUCGCAUAUCUAGAGCUUAAAGUGUUCCUGGCCUAUUUCCUAGGAAGAUUUGAGUACAAAGUUGAUCAGAAGCUUCUUGACAAUGAAGAUGUGAGGUAUGGAAUCCUCAGUCAGUUCCCAUUAGAUGUGAAAAUUACCAAGAAAUUAUGCUAGUAAUGCACUUUAAGCCAAUAAUCG
Messenger RNA from Moneuplotes crassus, 1593 nucleotides. NCBI's taxonomy places the organism in Eukaryota, Ciliophora, Spirotrichea, Euplotida, Euplotidae. The record is from the annotation of a GenBank genome assembly.